AUGAGCGCCAAUUCUAAUCAAAGGCGGUCACAAGUCUCUGACAAAACAGUCUCCCGAAACUCUCAGAUAAUCCGCAAACAUGUGGACGGAAAUGUCUCUCGUUCUGAAGAAUUCUGGUUCCACGAUGGCUCUAUCGUGUUGAUUGUCGGUUCCAUCAUGUUUCGCGUCCACCAGACGGUGCUUGCUGCCCACUCAGAGGUAUUCGCAGGCCUGUUUUCGCUUCCUCAACCAGCUGUGACUUCCAAAGGGCAAGAAUUGAUCGAAGGUUGUCAUGUUGUUCAACUACAUGAUCCACAAGAAGAUUUUAUCGACUUGUUAAAGGCGAUAUAUCGUCCAGGUCAUCUUGAUCAACCGCCAGACAACCUUGAGGAGCUCCUGCCGUGGAUCUCCGGCAUCCUACGCCUCAGUACAAAAUAUCUUAUUACGUCCCCCCGCACGCGUUGUAUCACGAUUUUAAAAGCCAAGUUUCCCGUCACCUUCGACGAAUAUAAUACGCUGCAUGCCAACCCGACGAGAAAACAUUACAAAUCGGACGACGUGAUGCGGGCAGCACGCCUAGCUCAAGAGUGCUCUAUUCGCGAAAUAUUACCCUACAUCUUCUAUGGUGUAGCCAGGAUGGGGCUCGCAAGGAUUGUUAACGACUCCCAACCUUCUGUGGACAUUUCCUGGAAAGACAAAGCUAUCUGUCUCGUCGGUCGAGAACGACUGCGUUGGGCAGAGAUGAGCUUAUCGCACUCAUUCUUGUUUGCCUUUCGACCCUCUCCAAGCUGUACAACCCCGCAGUGCGCUUUUGCCCGGGGUCCACACAAGGAAUGGCGGAUCCUCGAAGCCGCCAGAGCACCGAAUCCAUUAAAGGCUUGGACCAAGUGGGAUGCAAUGAACGUGUGCGGUGAAUGUGUCACUUUUGCGCAGAAGCAGCAUCAGGCGGGUAGAGAGGAGGUUUGGGGGCACUUGCCCGUUAUAUUCGAGCUUCCAACAUGGGAUAAGUUGGUGGAGAAAGCAUAG
Messenger RNA from Mycena indigotica, 1005 nucleotides. RefSeq names its product Zn-dependent hydrolase oxidoreductase family. The transcript is spliced from 2 exons. Gene Ontology annotation, molecular function: protein binding. NCBI's taxonomy places the organism in Eukaryota, Fungi, Basidiomycota, Agaricomycetes, Agaricales, Mycenaceae. Bases 1 to 1005 code for a protein of 334 amino acids. The record is from RefSeq and is a predicted model, not a curated record.